ACCUGAAUCAUGCUUCGAACUCAUAUCAAGGCUUCGAAUUCCCUCACAGUCUUAUUUGCUUUCAUGUAGGAGAAUAGGAAAUUCUCUUUCUCAUAACCGUUCACAAUGUCUUCUCCAUCGCAAUCACCUCCUUCGAACUCGACCAAUCUUCCACCGCACUGGGAAGAACGGCGAGAUGUUGAAGGAAGGAUAUAUUAUAUCAACCACGCUACGCGCUCAACAUCAUGGGGCAGAUCGACACCCCCAAAUGUGGUGGAGACGAUAGAAUCAUCCGCAGAAACAAGUAGCCAAUCUGCCCUUGACAGACUUCCUGACGGAUGGGAGCGUCGUGAAACUCCCAACGGACGAACAUACUUCAUCGAUCAUAACCGUAGGACGACGACGUGGGUCGAUCCAAGGACACCCUCAGCUGGCUCGGAGUCAGAAGAUGAAGAUGGAGAUGAGCUAGGAAUCGCGGAAGUGGUAUCGGGCACUUUGCUUGCUGGGCCGUUGCCAGCCGGGUGGGAGAUCAGACCCAGUAGGUUUGAAGGGAUCUUCUAUUUCGUGGAUCAUAAUACUAGGACUACUAGUUGGGAAGACCCCAGGAUGGAGUAACCGGGAAAGGACCCAAAGUCCUGAUUUCAUCCGCAAGAUUACGUUUUUCAGAGUAUAUGCUCAUCUCGUACACGACAUUAAUUGCUAUUGGCUCUCACUAUAUCAUUGAAUUCCAAUUUUGACAGCU
Molecule: messenger RNA, 721 nt
Organism: Mollisia scopiformis
Lineage: Eukaryota; Fungi; Ascomycota; Leotiomycetes; Helotiales; Mollisiaceae
Exons: 2
Coding region: 106-594 (162 amino acids)
Biological process (GO): positive regulation of transcription by RNA polymerase II; hippo signaling
Cellular component (GO): nucleus; cytoplasm
Molecular function (GO): transcription coactivator activity; protein binding
Source: RefSeq, a predicted model, not a curated record